This is a messenger RNA of Fusarium verticillioides 7600, 1245 nucleotides long. RefSeq lists its product as hypothetical. Lineage: Eukaryota; Fungi; Ascomycota; Sordariomycetes; Hypocreales; Nectriaceae. The coding region runs from base 75 to 1055 and encodes 326 amino acids. The record is from RefSeq and is a predicted model, not a curated record. The transcript is spliced from 3 exons.
CGGCUAUGCAGCCUCACUUUCAACUUGUUACGACAUGAAUCAAUUCAGUCGCAAAAACCAAUAUUGCGGAAGUAAUGGAGCAAUACCAACAGACAGCCACUGGCACAGCACGCCAUGCACUACAGUUGCCUGACGAAGACCCUGAUAGUACCGUCGUUGAUCUGGACUUGACCGGCGGAGACACUGAGUUUCCCCUAAAGAUCGGAAAACUGCUAAGAAGAGAAAGACAUGCCGACGUUUAUUCAGUCUACCGGAAUAAUUCCAGCAUCAGAGACAUGAAAACAGAAGCGCGUGCUUUCAUUAUCGACGGAGUUGCUGGAAAACUGAAACGACAUCGGAAACGAUGCAUGCAACGCCUAGGACCACGAACUUUAUUGAGUGUGUCAUGCCGCGGAGCAGAAGUCAUAGUAUAUACAGCCAACUACAACGACUGGCUUGUUGCUGCCGAGGAAGACAAGGAUUCGAAUGAAACUUGCCGAAGCGAGCUAGUUCCGAUGGGAAAAACAAGUUAUAAACGAGAGGCAGCACGAAUGCGACAGCGGGAACGACGCCGAGCGAGAGCAGAUCAAGAACAUUCCUCAAGCCCACAAGAUGACGAGCUCAUCACAGAUGAUACAUCACUGAGCGAAGAUGCCAUGGUGACCUUUAAAGCCGCUAUCCUGUUGUAUAUAUUCUUUGACAAGCAAGGCCGCGAACGCCCGGUCAAGGAACUAUACGUUCCUAGAAGCUGCAGAGGGACACCUAAGCUCAUGAACAUGUAUUCCCUGCGAUUCCUCCUGGGAUCACCGUCGUCAAGAUCCAGAGAUAUGCAUACAACAAGUAAUAUGGAGAAGUGGCCGAGGCGCGAGACACUUCAGCAUCUCAAAGAUCUAGAAAGGCAAUUUUCCAAUAUGAGUUAUCGACAGCUUUUCACUGGGGUUCACUCUGUCCUUACCACGUUCUCUCCUUUGGACCUACGUUCAGUUCCAAGCAGUAACCAUCGGUCUGAUCUCCUUCAACAUAUUCAAACAACUCUGCCCAUACUUAUCGAUAACUUUCAAAUCAUGACUCAAUGACGGAUGCUGAGUAAGUCUCGGAAUACUUUACUUUUGAAUUAGUGCUCAAACAGGCUGUGUUGGAUAAAGCGUCAGCUUUCGGUGUGGCUGAAAUAACUGGACUAUUUGUACUUGUCUACAUGCAAAUCAAAUAAAAGCAGUAACUAUACUGUGAAAGACAUAAGUCUCUUACAUACAAGUCAAGAUAACC